CGAGACAAGCCAAACCUAACAGCCCUCUUCGUAAUUUUUAAUAUUAUUUUCAUGUUCGUGUUUGUCUUCUAUUCUAAAAACAUCACAAAAACCCAUUUAUCCAAAGCGACCGAACCUUAAUCGUUGAUCUGUAAUACCAUCAUGACCUCCAAUGGAGCUUCCGCGCAGAGAGCAGCAGCGGACACAGAAAAUAGUUUGGAGAAGAUCAAGCGGCAAUUAGCGUCCGGUUCUGGUAGAAACCUGUUGCAAGGCCCACUCCUUAAGCGAUCUGAAACUCUGAGGAAAUGGAACGAGCGAUGGGUGAUCUUAGACCCGACGACCGGGAAAAUGGAAUAUAAGACUAGGAGAAAUGAGCCAGCUGUGAAAGGAACGAUUAUCUUUGACGCGAAUAGCACGAUCACAGCCUCUCCUGUGAACUUCCAUGGACUCCCAAAGUAUGAUGGCUGCUGUUUUUAUAUUGGUACUCCCCAGAAAAACGAUUACUUCCUUUGUGCAGAGACUCCUGGUGCAGCUAGAGCUUGGGUAGCAACUCUACAUGCUACUCAGUUGGUUCUAAAGGCUCACAAAGAGGCUGUAGAUUCCUUAAGUGGAAGUGGUUCUGCAAAAUUAGGAACAGUUGCAGCUGUAGUUGCCGCUGCCAAUUCAAUAGCACAGGAAUGCUCUAAAGAAAUUGAAGCAGCAAUGCAGAUUUCUUUGAGAAAUGCUUUAGGAAUGAUGAAUAAUAGGACUAUUGAUGGUCCGAUGGAUGACUUGACAAUCAUGAAGGAGACGCUGAGAGUCAAGGAUGAGGAAUUACAGAAUCUGGCUCGAGAUCUUCGUGCUCGUGAUUCAACAAUAAGAGAUAUAGCAGAUAAACUAUCUGAGACAGCGGAAGCUGCUGAGACUGCAGCAUCUGCUGCUCAUAUUAUGGAUGAACAAAGAAGAAUUGCUUGUUCUGAAAUUGAGCGGUUAUCAAAAGCUUCAGAAAAGCAGUUGGAGUCAUCCAUGUUGAAGUUAAAAGAUUUUGAAGAGAAGAUUGUGGCUCUGAGCAAGGAAAGAGAUCAACUGAUCAAGCAGAGAGACUCUGCCAUUCAUGAGGCAAAUUUGUGGCGUUCUGAGAUUGCAAAAGCUAGAGAGCGUGCUGUGAUAUUAGAAGGAGCUGUUGUGAGAGCAGAGGAGAAGGCAAGAGUUGCAGAAGCAGAUGUUGAAGCUAGAAUAAAGGAGGCUGUGGAGAAGGAGGCAGCUGCUGUGAAGGAGAAGGAGGAGCUUCUAGCAUAUGCAAAUGUGCUACAGGCACAACUUCAAAGGCAGCACCUAGAUACAGAGCAAGUUUUCGAGGAGAAGACGGAGACCCCAAAUGUUGUUGGUAGAACUCUUCCCUUGACUAAGCAUGUGGACAUGUCAGAUGAGAAUGUGGAUAAAGCUUGUCUUAGUGUUUCUAGAGCUGUCCCAGCCUCCGGGGAGAGUGUUGUGCACAUGGCAGUUGAUCAAAGCAACCCCCGGCCAGUUGAAGAUGCUGAAUGGAGCGAUAUUCAGGCAACAGAGUCAACAAUAGCUGAUGUGAGGGAAGUUGCCCCUGAGACAGAAGGAAGCAGCCUGGACAUUUCUGUUGUGAGCCCACCUGUAAAUAAUCAUCAUGAGCAAGGAGCCAAUACCUAUCAUCAGCCUUGAUAUUCAAUGUUGCACAUACGACAGGGGAUAGAAUCUUUAAAGGUAGGGGACAGCAUGCUAUUUGAAGUCAAUUGACAGUAAAAUCUUGACAUUUAUCGAGGUAUUUCUUUCAUUAGCUGGCUCAUUCGAUGCCAUUGUUGUUAUAUGACCUUGUAUCUUCAAUGAAGGAUACAGCCAGAUCUUUCCUGGAAUGUAAUUGAGAGCUUCAAAUCGUCCAUCUAUUUUAUGUGUGUACAGAGAGCAUAGUUCUGAGAUCUGAACCGCCUAGCCCCAAAUCAUAUAUCUAUGAGUGACUUUGUAUCUUUGUUAAAGAAUACAGCCGGCUUUUCUUGAAUGUUAUCGAGGGCUUUAAUCCCCCUAUGAUGUUUCUGUA
Molecule: messenger RNA, 2023 nt
Organism: Populus nigra (black poplar)
Lineage: Eukaryota; Viridiplantae; Streptophyta; Magnoliopsida; Malpighiales; Salicaceae
Exons: 10
Coding region: 142-1650 (502 amino acids)
Biological process (GO): retrograde transport, endosome to Golgi; endosome organization; receptor recycling
Cellular component (GO): recycling endosome; trans-Golgi network; early endosome
Source: RefSeq, a predicted model, not a curated record